AUAAAUGAGCAAUCAAAAUAAAUUGUAUUAUACUAUGAUAGAGGUAUCCAAAAAGCACUAAGAGAGUGCUGAAGAAAAACCCUCACUUUGAUUUGUGAAUAAGAGAAAAGGUGAUGGUUGAAUUAAAACUUGGAGAAUCAGCUAAAGUUAGUCAAGAACCUCUUCUUAGCUGAAAGUAAGAGAACACCAAGAGGAGAAAAGAAAGCUCUAAGUCACAGAGGUGAAAAGAACAUGCCAUCUUUGGGAAACCGUCAGUAGGACUGGCACAUAUGGGGUGUUGACAUGAGGGCUGAAGCCAUGCUUGCAAAUGGAAUCACCCAGGGAGAAUGUGAUGAGGAAGACAAUGUCAGUAAUAACAUUAAAGAGUAAAUGGAGAAGGAAGUGGAGCCCUUGAAGAAGACUGAGAAGGGGCAGCCAUAAGGACAGGUGGAAACCAGGAGAGAGACAUGUGUCAGAACUCAAAGGAAGCCAUGGACAGUGAUGACAGGCCACACAACUAACUCAUGGACUAAGAAGAGGAAAGUAGCAACUACAUCAUUAGAAAUCUUAUGUCGGUGGUUGGAAAAGUCAAUGGAAAUCAACGUAUUAUAGAAGCUAUGGGGUAGAUGUGAUUUUCAGGUCGAUCAGCUGGAAGAGGGGAUUUAUGGAGAGAGAGAAAUUACUAGAAGUGGUACAGAGUGAAAAUAAAGGACUUUUAAAAGUUGGCCUUAAAAAUAGUGAACACAUCCUGCUUUCUAUGUGUCAGGAGCUCUUUUGAACACUUUACAUGUAUUUUAACAAAUGUCAUCCUCAUAAUAACUCUAAGGUGUAGGUUCUGUUACUAUCCCCACUUACAAAUUAGACACGUGAGGCACAGAGAGGUUAUGGAUCCUCCCAAUGUGAAUGUGAAAGCCUUUAUUCAAUCCAGGCAAUUUGGUUCCCAAGUUCCAGUUCUUAGUCCUUCACAUCAUGCUGUCUUUUAUUUGGUCACUAAAAAUAUUUUGCCCUCCUUCCCUCCAACAAAGGGUGCCAGUGAAUCCAUUCAUAAAUAAAAUAGUUGUUGAAGAACCUGCUAUGUAUCAGGCACUGUUCUUUUUUGUUUGUUUGUUUGUUUGUUUCUUUUGUUUUUGUUUUAAGAUGGGUUUUCACCAUGUUGGCCAGGCUGGUCUUGAACUCCUGACCUCAGGUGAUCCGCCCACCUUGGCCUCCCAAAGUGCUGGGAUUACAGGUGUGAGCCACCAUGUCCGGCCUUCAGGCACUGUUCUAAGAAUUACCAAUGAAGGAAAAAACUGACAAAAAUCCCAGCUUUAUGGACUUUAAAUUCUAUGGGGAAAAUGAGCAAAUUAAGCAAAAUCAAUUUAUAAAUAUGUUAGAAGAUGAUAAAGGCAAUGGAAAAAAUAAAGCAUGCCAAGACAGUAGAAGCUUCCUUCAAGUAAGAUAGAAGCUGCAGUCCUCAAAUAAGAUGGCCUGGGAAGGCCUCAUUGGAAAGGUGACUUUUGGCCAAAGAAUUAAAGGAGGUACAGGAGCAAGCCACACAGAUGUGCUGGAAGGAGGCUUCCAGGCAGAGGGAACAGCGAGAGCAAUAGGCACAUAGUGAAAGGAAGCCUCAGGGCCCUUCCUUUUCUGCAGAAGAAUUUGGUUUUAUGAUUUUUUCAGUUUUCUAGUUCUGUUUCCCUGGAGACCCCAUAAAGGUGGAAUGUUAGCUGUGUUACUAGGCAACAUUAUGGCAUAAAUGACUGCUGAUUGGUCAGCUGUAUCUGGCCUGGAAGAGCGAUAAAUGCCCUGUAGGAAGCUGUAUCAUUGGACUUCUGUGACUGUGCUGAAACCUGUGAUUCCGCAGGCUCCUUGACACAUCAAAGAUUGACCUAUUAAGUUACAGGAGAUACUGGUUCAAGAAAAGCCAGGCCAGUGUGCCAGAGAAAUGUCAUGCAAGACAAGAUAAUCUGCCUUCCGAAAAGAGUGCAGCCUGCUCAAAACCACUCUUCCCUUUCGAAUAUCUCUCAAGCAGUUGCCAGUACCACCCCACUGCCUCCACCUAAACCAUCUCCUGCUAACCCCAUCACUGUGGAAAUGAAAGGCCUGAAGACGGAUUUGGACCUUCAGCAGUACAGCUUUAUAAACCAGAUGUGUUACGAGCGAGCCCUCCACUGGUAUGCCAAGUAUUUCCCUUACCUGGUCCUCAUCCAUACCCUGGUCUUUAUGCUCUGCAGUAAUUUUUGGUUCAAAUUCCCUGGCUCCAGCUCCAAAAUAGAACAUUUCAUCUCCAUUCUGGGGAAGUGUUUUGACUCUCCUUGGACCACACGAGCUUUAUCUGAAGUGUCUGGGGAGGAUUCAGAAGAAAAGGACAACAGGAAGAACAACAUGAACAGGUCGAACACCAUCCAGUCUGGUCCAGAAGGCAGCCUGGUCAACUCUCAGUCUUUAAAGUCCAUUCCGGAGAAGUUUGUGGUUGACAAAUCUACUGCAGGGGCUCUGGAUAAAAAGGAAGGUGAACAGGCGAAGGCCUUAUUUGAGAAGGUGAAGAAGUUCAGGCUGCAUGUGGAAGAAGGCGAUAUUCUGUAUGCCAUGUAUGUUCGCCAGACUGUCCUUAAGGUUAUCAAAUUCCUAAUCAUCAUUGCAUAUAAUAGUGCUCUGGUUUCCAAGGUCCAGUUUACGGUGGACUGUAAUGUGGACAUUCAGGACAUGACUGGAUAUAAAAACUUCUCUUGUAAUCAUACCAUGGCACACUUGUUCUCAAAACUCUCCUUUUGCUAUCUGUGCUUUGUUAGUAUCUAUGGAUUGACGUGCCUUUAUACCUUAUACUGGCUGUUUUACCGUUCUCUACGGGAAUAUUCCUUUGAGUAUGUCCGGCAGGAGACGGGAAUUGAUGAUAUUCCAGAUGUGAAAAAUGACUUUGCUUUUAUGCUUCAUAUGAUAGAUCAGUAUGACCCUCUUUAUUCCAAGAGAUUUGCAGUGUUUCUGUCUGAAGUCAGUGAAAACAAAUUAAAGCAGCUGAACUUAAAUAAUGAAUGGACUCCCGAUAAACUGAGACAGAAGCUACAGACAAAUGCCCAUAAUCGACUGGAAUUGCCUCUUAUCAUGCUCUCUGGCCUUCCAGACACUGUUUUUGAAAUCACAGAGUUGCAGUCUCUAAAACUUGAAAUCAUUAAGAACGUAAUGAUACCAGCCACCAUUGCACAGCUAGACAAUCUUCAAGAACUCUCUCUACACCAAUGCUCUGUCAAAAUCCACAGUGCGGCUCUCUCUUUCCUGAAGGAAAACCUCAAGGUCUUGAGCGUCAAGUUUGAUGACAUGAGGGAGCUCCCCCCCUGGAUGUAUGGACUCCGAAAUCUGGAAGAACUGUACCUGGUUGGCUCUCUAAGUCAUGAUAUUUCCAAAAACGUCACCCUUGAGUCUCUGCGGGAUCUCAAAAGCCUUAAAAUUCUCUCUAUCAAAAGCAAUGUCUCCAAAAUCCCUCAGGCAGUUGUUGAUGUUUCCAGCCAUCUCCAGAAGAUGUGCAUUCAUAAUGAUGGCACCAAGCUGGUGAUGCUCAACAACUUAAAGAAGAUGACCAAUCUAACAGAGCUGGAGCUCGUCCACUGUGACCUGGAGCGUAUUCCUCAUGCUGUGUUCAGCCUACUCAGCCUCCAGGAAUUGGACCUAAAAGAAAACAAUCUGAAAUCUAUAGAAGAAAUCGUUAGCUUCCAGCACUUGAGAAAGUUGACAGUGCUAAAACUGUGGCAUAACAGCAUCACCUACAUCCCAGAGCAUAUAAAGAAACUCACCAGCCUGGAACGCCUGUCCUUCAGUCACAAUAAAAUAGAGGUGCUGCCUUCCCACCUCUUCCUAUGCAACAAGAUCCGAUACUUGGACUUAUCCUACAAUGACAUUCGAUUUAUCCCACCUGAAAUCGGAGUUCUACAAAGUUUACAAUAUUUUUCCAUCACAUGUAACAAAGUGGAAAGCCUUCCAGAUGAACUCUACUUCUGCAAGAAACUUAAAACUCUGAAGAUUGGGAAAAACAGCCUAUCUGUACUUUCCCCGAAAAUUGGAAAUUUACUAUUUCUUUCCUACUUAGAUGUAAAAGGCAAUCACUUUGAAAUCCUCCCUCCUGAACUGGGCGACUGUCGGGCUCUGAAGAGAGCUGGUUUAGUUGUGGAAGAUGCUCUGUUUGAAACUCUGCCUUCCGAUAUCCGGGAGCAAAUGAAAACAGAGUAACUUAUUUUUCGUUAAAAUUGGACUGAAACACGCUUCUACCAAAUACAGUGUGAAUAAUUAGGUAGUGUUAAUGCCUUUCCUAUUUUUUUCUCCUUUACACACAAAACAAAAUGUACACAAAGAUUGAGUAAGGAAUAUGUAUUUUUAAUAAAAAUUUAAUGGUAUUUUUUCAAUAUUAAUAUUUUAAAGUUUAAUUUGUCUUGAAACACAAUGUAUCUAUUAUCUACUGACAGAAGAGAUGGUUCCAUUCGUUGUGUUUUUUUGUUUGUUUGUUUUCAUUUUUUAGUUCAUUCUUGUGGAAAGGAGGGAAUUAUAAGUUGCAUGUUUUUUGGCAUUUUUUUAAAUAGAGGAAGAUAUUUUGCCAAGGCCAUUUUUAACUUGUUUACACCUGUACAGGGUCCUUAUUUUUGUUUUCAUUGUGUGUGUAUCAAGGAAUCUGUGCUAGUUAUUUUAAUACCAGCUGCCUUCUCCAUUGGCCAAGACCUUCAUUCAGUGGAACUUCACAUAAGUGCAUUGUCGCAUAUUAUCAGAGUAUUUUAAAUGUUCCUCUGCCUCGAACAAAACCCGAAAUUGUAUUAUUUCACAUACCUGACAGUUAUCAUUAUCCUUCGACAAGGUUUUUGUGAGUGAAGAAAAUAAUCUUUAGUGGUUGAUAUGUUUGAAUUGGUCAUUUAUCAUUUAAGUUAUUUGCAUUUUACCAACAUUUUAAAAAUAUUUAAAACCUAAAUACAGAGGCUCUUCCCACCUUAAUCUCAAUACUGCUAUGUAGUACUGGUGAACAACCUUGGAAAACCUAGAUUUAUUUUAAUAUUCUUGUAGGUAAUUAAAUUUAAAAAUUAUAGAAUUAGAAGCCUGGUUUUUUGAGUAAUGUAAUCAACUUUUAUAUCUUGAUAUGUGGCUGCAUUAGCUGGGAAAAAAUUUACUAAAGCACCCUGUUAAAGAGCUGGUGUGCUCCAGGGAGGCCCUCUCCUUUUCUCAGCGUAGUGUGGCAGUCGUAAUCUAUUCAAAUUUUGCCUGUUGAACAAAAUAAUCCACUUAUAUAUACAGUCAGCCUUCCAUACUUGUGGGUUCUGCAUCUAUGGAUUCAACCAACUGUGGAUGGAAAAUACUCAAAAUAAGUUGUAUCUGUACUGAAUACGUACAGACUUUUUUACUUGUGAUUAUUCCCUAAACAAUACAGCGUAACAACUAUUUAAAUAGCAUUUACAUUGUUCUAGGUAUUGUAAAUUACCUAGAGAUGAUUUUAAGUAUAUGGGAGGAUAUGCAUAGGUUAUAUGAAAUUACUACACCAUUUUAUAUCAAGGAUUUGGACAUCCUCAGAUUUUGGUAUCUGAGGGCAUCUUGGAAUCAAUUCCCCAUGAUACCAAGGGAUGGCUGGAUGUUGAUCAGUUUCCCUCAAGCCUGCCCUUGCUGUGAAUACUAGUGCUACAGGCACAGGAACUCUUAUCUGCUCUCUGGCUUAAAAUAUGUAUCUUAUCGAAAAUUGUUUGUUAAAGUGUGAAUAAAUUGCUAAGUUGUUGUUGCUUGGCAAUAAUUUUUGCCUGACCAUCAGCAGAGCUUUUAUUCACCUUUGUCCUUAAAAUCCAACAUAGCAUGGGCUCUUGGGCAAAAUAUUUCACUGACUAUUAAGCAUGUAGAACAGGAAAAUGAAAUACACUAUUUGUGCCCUUGAUGUAGAACCAGAAAUACUGAUGAUGAGAACUUCGUUUUAUGUACCAAAUUCACAUUGACCAUUUUCUAAGCUCUAAACUGAUUUAAGUAAGUUUUGUGACUUAACAAUGAAAGAAAGUAGAAAGAUGCUUUGGGUUUUCAAAAUGUUGUUUUAAAAAAUUGCUCCUUGGGUGAAUUUACCCAUUGCUACUUUGAGUUGUAUACAGAAGCCAAUGAUGAGAAUUGCUCCUCAGAAACGUGUGCCUAAGUUGUGUUUUAAACUUUACGAUACGUGGUGGGCUGAAGCAUUAGAGAAAGAGAUUCUUUGCCAGCUACAGUGGCUCAUGCCUGUAACCAGCACUUUGGGAGGCCGAGGCAGGCGGAUCACGAGGUCAGGAGAUCAAGAUCAUCCUGGCCAACAUGGUUAAAUCCCGUCUCUACUAAAAAUGCAAAAAAAAUUAGCUGGUAUGGUGGCACGGGCCUGUAGUCCCAGCUACUCGGGAGGCUGAGGCAGGAGAAUUGCUUGAACCUGGGAGGCCGAGAUUGCAGUGAGCAGAGAUCGUGCCACUAUACUACAAGCCUGGGUGACAGUUCAAGACUUCAUCUCAAAACAAAAAAGGGGGAAAGAGAUUAUUUUCAUUUGUUUAAUAAUCUAAGCAUACAGACCAAAGUGCUUUAAGUUUCUGCUCUAUGUUAAUGUUUUAGAAUGGUUAUUUUGCUAAUUUAUUUAGACCUGGAAUUGAAAUAGUAUGUUCAGAAUAAUAACAUGGUUAUAGUUCUUGUAUGAUAAAGUAUUCAAUUUCAGAAUAUUGUUGGAAUCCUGAGUUUGAAAAAUGUGUUGUAUUUAGAAACAUAGCCCUGUUUUUUGUUUUGUUUCAUUUUGUUUUGUUUUGAGACAGAGUCCCGCUCUGUUAUCCAGGCUGGAGUGCAAUGGCGCAAUCUUGGCUCACUGUAACCUCCGACUCCUGGGUUUAAGCAAUUCUCUUGCCUCAGCCUCCCGAGUAGCUGGGAUUACAGGUGACUGCCACAACACCCAGCUAAUUUUUUAUGUAUUUUUAGUAGAGGUGGGGUUUCUCCAUGUUGGCCAGCCUGGUCUCAAACACCUGAUCUCAGGUGAUCCAUCUGCCUCGGCCUCCCAAAGUGCUGGGAUUACAGGCAUCAGGUACCACACCCGGCCCUGUCUGUUUUAAACAAAUAAUUUAUUGGCAGAUUGUCCAUGGUUGAGCAUAAAAAAAAUACCUUGUUGAAAGACAAGCUUAGGUAACUGCUGGCAAAACACUGGGUGCACUAUUUUUCUGGAUAAAAUUUAUACUUACUUUCUGUGUUAUCUUUCAAAAGGGAUCUCUUCAGGUUAAAAUCACGUUUAUGCUGAAGUCUUUAGGGGUUAACUAAAAAUCUCAUAUGGGUUCAUAACUGAAGUUACUAAUACUUUAUUUUUAUCACUUGUAAAAAUUUGCUCAAAAUUUCAAAAAAUAUUGAUUUGUUUUUUAAUGAUUUUGCAGGCUGACCCCCAACCUAAAUUUUGAUAACAUCCAAUAAGUCAGUAUAGUUCUAUGACUUCAUGUUUUAACUAAGAAGGAAAAUUCAUAGAUAUUCCUAUUAGCUUUUAUAAAACUUCAAAAGUCUCAAACUUAAGUUUGAGUCUAAAUUUUCUGACACUGGCCCUUUUUAAUAUUGUAAGUUUUUGUUCGUUCACUUUCUUAAGUAAAAAGCAUUUAAUUACUAUUUAGCCUUUAAAUGGGAAACUCAGGUAAUGAACUGCUGACUUUUCUAAAGUUCUUUAACUGAUCAUUUCAGUAUAGAGGGAUAUUGACCUAAUCACUUUCUGUAUUUUACAAGUGCUCUUUCUAAAAAGGAAUAACUAUUAUAGCUCUAGUUCCCCAAUCUCUAUAGGAUUCAUGAAAAAUUGCUUCGUAUAAAUAUAAAAGCACCAUAUGUGUUCUUAACUCCUAUGGCUGCUUGAAGCUCAUGAUGGAUAAGCCUUUUGGUCAGUUUUAAUUGUUAAGUACAGAACAAACAAUUGUCUGUUGUGAUGGUCUGGUUGAAAGAGAGCAUUUAAGUAUAUCCCAGUGGAACUCACCAAAGAAGACCACACCUCAGAAACUACUGCGUUUUCUUGUUUUGUGUUGGAUUUGAUUUGCUUUUGUUUUUAAUACAGCUCUUUUAAUAUAAAGAUUCUUGGUACAGUGAAAUCUCUUAUUUCGAGUGUUAUUCUUCACCCACCUCUUCCCCUGCCAUUAUAUUUCCCAGCUAUUUCAAGGAGUUGUAACAAUUUGCAUUGCAUAUUAUGCAGUAGGUACUGCUUUUUCAGAAAGGCUUGGAAAACAUACCUGCUAUGAGUAGUUUGUUCAGAUGUAGCCAUUUACCUGGCUCUCAAGUCGUCUUUGUGGAGACAGUCUUAGACAAAAAUCUUCCUUGUUUGCUUGGGAUAAGUGAAGUCCAAAUUCUUACAAUAUGCUAUUUCAGGAUUUCUGAUAUUUAAAAAGAGAAGAGAAAAUCUUUAUUGACACUUUCCCCAAGAAGGGUUGUGCUGUUAUUUAUUUUUAUUUUCUAUUAUAAGAAAAGUCCAUCCUUUAAGUAGUUUCUUUUACCCUCUAAUUUCAUACCAAAUACCUGAUCAAUGGAAAUGAUAUAUUUAUUUAAGCAGCAAACAUUCCUGAUCCAUCAUAUGAAAUGUGUCAGCAAUAAUUAGUCGUGAACAGAUAAAAUCAAUUUCAAUAUAAUUCCACUUUGUUUUUAGAUACUAAAUUAAGAUUCAAUUAACAUUCUCCUCUGAAUUCUGAAUGUGAUAAUGUGAUUCAAACAGUCACAUUUUUAGUAGGAUCUUAGUAACUCAGGAUAGCAUUCCAUACUAACCUCAAGUUAGCAAAACAAAUUAGCAAAACAGCUUGGUUAUCAGUGAGGAGGCUGCCUAAAGAUCAAGAAGAUUUUCUCUUUUCUUUCUAUUUAGAAACAUUGCAAGAAAACUUGGAUAGUCUUCACCAGACCUGCCAUGAUUUUUUGAGAUUUAGGCCUCAGUGACAUGCUUCUGAAAGUUUCCUGCCAGCCUUCCAAACUAAGCAUCCACUCUUCCAUCUUCCUGAAGUCACUCACCAAUAAAGGUAGCAUUUUUAAGUCUAUUUUUGAGAGGUAAAGGAGAGUCUCUCCCUGCCAAAGGGAAUUUUUUUUUUAUCAGAAUACCUUGAAAAGGGGAUAUAUAAAUUUGGAAAACUUAAUUUCUUGAUCGUGUUCAAUAACAGUUUCUAUGCAUGGUUUUUAAUGUGAUAUAAAUGUGUUUCUUUCUUCAGAAUACCUCUCUUCACUCCCACCACCUCAUUCUGUCUAUUUAAUGAAUAUUUUUAUUGGAGUUCAAACUCCAUGCCUUAUGUGCUCACUCAGUUUUCUUUUUUACCCUGUUUACUCUGUCUGUAUGUAUUCAGAUUGUGUCAAAUGCUGGCAAAACCUCUAAAACAGUCAAGAAAAUGCUUGAAAGUUGAUUUGUCAUAGUGCAAACUCAUGAUAAAAUGUCUUAAUGUUAUUUGGAUAUGUAGUAUAUAGAAACAGAAAAAUAAAGUAGUUUUUUUAACUUAAAA
Callithrix jacchus (white-tufted-ear marmoset) is the source of this 9398-nucleotide messenger RNA. RefSeq names its product leucine rich repeat containing 8 VRAC subunit C (gene LRRC8C). Gene Ontology annotation, molecular function: protein binding. Gene Ontology annotation, cellular component: cytoplasm. Lineage: Eukaryota; Metazoa; Chordata; Mammalia; Primates; Cebidae. The record is from RefSeq and is a predicted model, not a curated record.